UUUGUCCCUUCCACCACAUUACAGACCCCGUCGAUUUGGCUGGCGGCCGCCAUUUUGUUUGGUUGUUUGUGAGCUGCAGUGAACGCCGUGAAUUGCGCCUAACUACUAUUCUGCCCGUAUUCCUAGAGCAGUCUUUUGUUGGAGGUAUCAUGGCAGAUGACCUUGACGUGGAGGCCUUGCUGGAGGCACCUUAUCGAAAGGAGGAGGUGAACGGUGCAGGGAGCCUUCAUCAAGCAAGUUCAUCUGGAGAAGGCACUAAGGGCUCAGCUGACAAGGAGAACAGGCAUGGCAGCAGCAGCAAGAAAAGGCGCAGUCGGAGCCGUAGCCGGAGCCGAGGUCAUGGACGUCACAGGAGCCGAAGCCGUGGCAGGGACAAGCGCCGUUCCAGGUCCCGGUCUCGAGAGCGAAGGCGGCGGCGUUCGCGCAGCCCUGGACGUCGACGAGGACCACCGCUGCCUCCCCGGCCACGAAGCCGGAGUCGCAGCAGAGACAGGCGAAGACGGCGUUCUAUUUCACCUAGGCGAAGGGGCUUGGAUGACAUUACACCUGAAGAGAGAGACAUGCGGACGGUCUUCUGCAUGCAGCUUUCUCAACGCAUCCGUGCGCGGGACUUGGAGGAGUUUUUUUCAGCUGUAGGCAAGGUCCGAGAUGUACGGCUGAUCAUGGACAACAAGACACGGAGGUCAAAGGGCAUUGCGUACGUUGAAUUUCAAGAUGUGGAGUCUGUACCAUUGGCCAUGGGAUUGAAUGGGCAGAAGUUGUUUGGAAUCCCCAUAGUGGUGCAGCCAACACAAGCAGAAAGGAACCGGGCUGCUGCACAAAAUGCUAGCACAAGCAACAGCACUUUGCAACGAGGAAAUGUAGGGCCAAUGCGCCUCUAUGUUGGCUCGUUGCAUUUCAACAUUACAGAAGAAAUGCUCAAGGGCAUUUUUGAACCAUUUGGCAAAAUAGACAAGAUAGAGCUCAUCAAGGAUAUGGAGACCAACCGCUCCAAGGGCUAUGGUUUCAUCACAUUCCACGACUCGGAAGAUGCAAAGAAGGCUUUGGAGCAGUUGAACGGCUUUGAACUAGCGGGCAGACCCAUGAAAGUAGGCCAUGUGACGGAACGCACUGAUGUGUCUCAGGCACCCAGCUUCUUGGACAGUGAGGAGCUGGACCGAAGCGGCAUUGACCUGGGUGCUACUGGGCGUCUACAGCUGAUGGCCAAACUUGCGGAAGGUACAGGGUUCCAGAUACCCCAAGCUGCAGUGAAUGCCCUUCAAAUGAACCCCGCAGUCCUGCCAGGACAGCCUCAAGCAGCUGCUGUGGCGGCCGCAGCUGCACCAACAAUAGCCACGCAGUGUUUCCUGCUGUCCAACAUGUUUGACCCUUUGACUGAAACAAAUCCGUCUUGGGAUGAGGAGAUUCGGCGAGAUGUGAUUGAGGAGUGCCGCAAGCAUGGUGGAGCUCUACAUGUCUACGUAGAUCGGGCAUCACCUGAGGGACACGUGUAUGUCAAGUGCCCAACCAUUGCCUCAGCAGUAGCCUCUGUCAAUGCGCUGCAUGGCCGCUGGUUUGCUGGCCGUAUCAUUACAGCAGCAUAUGUCCCAGUCAUGAGCUACCACACUCUUUUCCCGGACUCUGCAACGACAACUGCCCUGUUGUGAAUGAAAGAGUUUGACGGUUGUGCAUGGA
Messenger RNA from Rhipicephalus sanguineus (brown dog tick), 1674 nucleotides. RefSeq names its product RNA-binding protein 39 (gene Caper). The transcript has 10 exons. Gene Ontology annotation, molecular function: RNA binding. Lineage: Eukaryota; Metazoa; Arthropoda; Arachnida; Ixodida; Ixodidae. The record is from RefSeq and is a predicted model, not a curated record. Gene Ontology annotation, biological process: mRNA processing. Gene Ontology annotation, cellular component: nucleus. Bases 150 to 1646 code for a protein of 498 amino acids.